Gadus macrocephalus (Pacific cod) is the source of this 3816-nucleotide messenger RNA. Its product is annotated as nuclear receptor subfamily 5 group A member 2-like. The record is from RefSeq and is a predicted model, not a curated record. Gene Ontology annotation, molecular function: RNA polymerase II cis-regulatory region sequence-specific DNA binding; nuclear receptor activity; zinc ion binding. Bases 523 to 1971 code for a protein of 482 amino acids. NCBI's taxonomy places the organism in Eukaryota, Metazoa, Chordata, Actinopteri, Gadiformes, Gadidae. Gene Ontology annotation, cellular component: RNA polymerase II transcription regulator complex. Gene Ontology annotation, biological process: regulation of transcription by RNA polymerase II; hormone-mediated signaling pathway; tissue development. The transcript is spliced from 7 exons.
ACUAUUAUUACAAUUAUAUCAAUAAAUUAGGGGGUUAUCAUCAGGCCAAUAUUGUUCGUUAUGUUUUCAGUUGAAAAAGAUAUGCAAUAGAAUACGGUUAGUGAUUGUUGAUGUUGUGGUUCGUUUUUAGUUAGCCUAACUAAUAAUAAUAUUAUAAGAGCUAAUUAAUGAAUGAUGAAAACAAAAAUAAUAAGCUAAACAUUAUUGUAACAAUUUAGUCAUAUCUUCUACACUAGUGCUGCGUGUGCACGUUUCACCCCAUGGUUCUUGUUGACUAUUGGAGGCGGAUUGUCGUGCGCGUUAAAUUUGCGCGCCGAGCAUCUGUAGGGUAGAGAGUGGAGAGCGCGAGCUCCAGUCGGUUUAUUAGCGCGUGGUGGGAACGGAUCGUCCACCUCAUCUCGGAGCUGUUUGGCCCGCGCGUGUACGGCGCAUCGGUUGGAGAUUAUUUAGCCUAUUAAAAUAGGUUAUUAUUCAUGCACGCAUUUUUUAGAUCGGCUACAUUAGGGUGUUACACUGAAGGUUAUGGAAUACACGUAUGACGAAGACCUGGAAGAGCUGUGUCCCGUGUGCGGAGAUAAAGUAUCGGGAUACCACUAUGGGCUCCUGACCUGUGAGAGCUGCAAGGGCUUCUUCAAGCGCACCGUGCAGAACAACAAGCGGUACACCUGCGCUGAGAACCAGGAGUGUAAAAUAGACAAGACGCAGCGCAAGAGGUGUCCGUUCUGCCGCUUCCAGAAAUGCCUCAGUGUUGGAAUGAGAUUAGAAGCUGUACGUGCGGACCGUAUGCGCGGGGGCCGUAACAAGUUCGGGCCCAUGUACAAGCGGGACCGGGCCCUCAAGCAGCAGAAGAAAGCUCUGAUCCGCUCCAGCGGCUUCAAGCUGGAGACCUCGGCGCUCCCUUCGAACUCCCCCCUCCAGACUGACUUUACCAGCUUCAGCGGGGCCCUGCACCCCGGGGGCCCCUUGCCGAAGGGCCUGCUGCCCUCGACCCCCGCCCCCAUCACCUCCACGGACUACGACGGCUCCCUCUACGCCCCUCCCUCGCUGGCCAUGACCAUGCAGCCCCACAUGCCGCUGCCCGCCCCCUACCACCAGUACACCGCCUUUCCCGGCCGGCCCAUCAAGGCCGAGUGUCCCGACUACACCAGCUCCCCCGAGUCGCUGGCGGGGUACCCCUUCACCGACCUGUACUCCUCGUCAGGGGCCUCCCCCCAGCUGCCCGGCCUGCCCCCCCUGGUGCUUGAGCUGCUCCGCUGCGACCCAGACGAGACGGUGGUGCAGAGCAAGAUCCUCGCCCACCUCCAGCAGGAGCAGGGGCCCUCUGGGGCCCCCAGGGGCCGCCAGGACAAGGGCCCGAGCACCUUCAGCAUGAUGUGCCGCAUGGCGGACCAGACGCUCUUCUCCAUCGUGGAGUGGGCCAGGAGCUGCAUCUUCUUCAAGGAGCUGAGGGUGGGAGACCAGAUGAAGCUUCUUCAUAACUGCUGGUCGGAGCUGCUGGUGCUCGACCACAUCUACAGACAAGUGCAUCAUGGGAAGGAGGACAGCCUGCUACUGGUCACCGGAGAGGAAGUGGCGCUGUCGUGCAUCGUGUCCCAGGCGGACGGCACCCUGUCGAGCCUGGUUCAGCGUAGCCAGGAGCUGGCGGCCAGGCUGAUGGCCCUGCAGGUGGACCGGAGGGAGGCGGCCUGCCUCAAGUUCCUGCUCCUCUUCAACCCAAACGUGAAGCUGCUGGAGAACCAGGCCUUCGUGGAGGGGGUCCAGGAGCAGGUGAACGGGGCCUUGCUGGAGUACACCCUGUCCGCCUACCCCCAGUUCCAGGAGAAGUUUGGCCAGCUGGUCCUGCGGCUCCCGGAGCUGCGUGCGCUGAGCGCGGGGGCAGAGGACUACCUGUGCUACAUGCACCUCAGCGGGGAGGUGCCCUGUAACAACCUGCUCAUCGAGAUGCUCCACGCCAAGCAGGCCUGCGCAUGAGGGCUCCUCCGGGCGCCUGACCUGACUGUAUGUGUGUGUGUGUGUGUGUUGGGUUGGAGUUGAGGGAGAAGGAAAGAGGGAGCGGGUGAGCGAGAGAGAGUGUGUAUCGUUUCAAUGGAAGCAGGAUCUUAAUUAUUUGUACAGGUGUCACGUUUGUCGUGGCUCGGCCGCUGGACCUCCAGAUCCACAACGCUCUGUCCGCUGCUCGCAAGUUGUGGUUCUAUAAACUCUCACUCUGUGAAGCUUAACUUCUGUCUUAAGAGGCCCCAAUCAAACCUGUAUAUAAAUGGCCUCUUUCGCUGUUGUGUCCAAGCAAGGCGCUUGCCUCGAAACCCCACUGAUGUCUGGAGCUCAGCAGAUGCUAAGAACGCUAACCUCCGUUAGCGCAUAGUGAACACAUGAUACCAGAACAGGUCUUAGUUCUAUGGAGUGAAUGUAUCUGGAUUGGAAAGUGCCUAAUUACAGAUAUCGUCUGUUAAAAUCCUAUUUCUACGAGGGUUACAAUUUUAAAUAAAGAAGGAAGGAAGGAAGAAGGUAGGUCUUACAUUUGAAGCUUGUUGUAGUGAAGAGUCUCCGAUUCACGAUGUCUUCAUGUCUUUUCACGCCAACAAGCUGCGUCUGUGUUCUACCUUCUAGCAUGAGACCACUGAGACAGCAUUUGAUCUUUGUGUUUCCUUACAUUUGAUUGCUUUCUAAAGCCUGGUUCCUCCAAGCAGAUUGUUACAGGCCUACAGGCUCAAACUGAACCGAACCUUUCGUACGUCAACCUUUGGAUACGGUGUAGAAACGUAAGCUUAAGAUCUAAUUGAAGAACCACAUUCAAAUCCUAAUUGUAAAUUCAGAAUAUAUCAAUGACAAGAGAUAUGUGAGAUGGAAUUAUUAUAUUCAGGGCAGAAGAUAGCAGGCCUUAUACCGGAUGUUCAUGGGGAGGGACAAACUAAACUGUGCACCACUCAUAUUUCUGCACUUCUGCCUAUCCGUAACCAAUAAACAAAACAUAAUAUCAAAGAUAUAGUCUAUAAGUUCCAGUUAAAAAUAAUAGUUUUGUUGAAUUUAGUUAAUUUUUUAUAUAUUAAUAUAUCAAAGCCACACAUAGUAAUGAAGGAACAUUUUUGUUCGGUUAUUCAUCCAACUCUUUCAUGGGUGAAGCCAAGAAAACGAGCGCGAGAGAGAGAGAGCAAGAGAGAUUAUAAUAGACAGAGAGGGAGGGAGAGAGAGAGAGCGCAAGACAACUAAAGCGUAGAGUGUUACUGCUGUGUGGGAGACUGAAUGGAAGGAAACCAUCUCUGGCUGGAGCUCUGUGGGAGUGGGGAAGGGGAAGGAGGAGGAGGAGGAGGAGGAGGAGGUGGGGGAGGGGCCUUAGGAAGAGUGGUUGAAGAGGAAAGGAGACACGUCCACAUGUGUACACUGCAAAGAACACAUGAACAACAGCAGUGUUGUUCAUGUAGGCCUAUGUUCCGUUGUUAUGUAUGUGUUGCAAUUGUUUUUUUUGAUAAAAGAAGACACACAGAACCCAUCAUUCGGUCAAUCAAUAAACGAAGGAAGGUGACGUCUUCGUCGUUCUUCUGUUGUUUCCCACCGCAGGUAAAUGGGUAAACCGUAGCGAGAUGGGUUCCUCGCUGACUCUUUCAUUAUGUGCUGGUCAUUGUGUGUGAGGACCUCCCUUCUUUCUAUAAGGGGAACUGAAUAGACUAUCGUAUAAGACUCAGUGAGGCCGAAAUGGAAAAAGCAAUUUUGAUACAUCAAUGGGAGAAAAAAAAGUUAGUGCCGUGGUUCUACAAUGUGUUCAGAAAUGUAAUUCUUUUUUUUGUUAUUCAGGAUUUGCCUCAAAUAUGUAAAUAUAUA